Molecule: messenger RNA, 2077 nt
Organism: Phyllostomus discolor (pale spear-nosed bat)
Lineage: Eukaryota; Metazoa; Chordata; Mammalia; Chiroptera; Phyllostomidae
Gene: ZNRF2
Product: zinc and ring finger 2
Exons: 5
Coding region: 39-776 (245 amino acids)
Source: RefSeq, a predicted model, not a curated record
GGGCGCCGCGCGUGGGCCCGGCCCGGGGCAGGUCGGACAUGGGCGCCAAGCAGAGCGGCCCGGCCGCUGCUAACGGCCGCACCCGCGCGUACUCGGGCUCGGAUUUACCUUCCAGCAGCAGCGGAGGGGCCAAUGGGACCGCGGGCGGCGGCGGCGGCGGCGGGGCACGGGCCGCGGCCGCCGGAAGGUUUCCUGCUCAGGUGCCCGGGGCGCACCAGCCUAGUUCCUCGGGCGGAGCCGCGGCGGCCUCGGCCGCCCCUCGCAGCCGCUCCCUCGGCGGCGCCGUGGGGACCGUGGCGUCGGGGGCCCGGGCCGCGCAGUCCUCUUUCAGCAUCCCCAAUAGCAGCAGCGGCCAGUACGGCUCGCAGGACUCGGUGCACAGCAGCCCGGAGGACGGCGGUGGUGGCGGCGGCGGCGGCGGCGGCGGCAGGGACCGGCCGGCUGGAGGGGGCCCCGGCGGGCCUCGCCUGGUGAUCGGCUCCUUACCAGCUCACCUCUCGCCGCACUUGUUUGGAGGAUUUAAGUGCCCUGUAUGCUCAAAAUUUGUACCCUCAGAUGAAAUGGAUUUACAUCUUGUGAUGUGUUUAACAAAGCCAAGAAUAACCUAUAAUGAGGACGUCCUGAGUAAAGACGCCGGAGAGUGUUCCAUCUGCCUGGAGGACUUGCAGCAGGGCGACACCAUAGCGCGGCUGCCUUGCCUGUGCAUCUAUCACAAAGGCUGCAUAGAUGAAUGGUUUGAAGUAAAUAGAUCUUGUCCUGAGCACCCUUCAGAUUAAGCAUCAGCUUCCUGUUUUAUAGGUUUUCUUCUUUUCUCAAGAUGCUCGAAAGACCAAGAGGAUAUGAGGAUCUGUCCCUGGAAAAGCAAAAACAAGAAACGCAGGCAUGCUCAGCCAGAAAUCGGAGCGCUGUGCUACUCGGUGGGUGCGGAGCCGGACAAUCGCACAGGGAAGAGUCCUGCCGGAGAGAGGACCCCUGCCACGGGGCGCACUGUACCAAACAUGGCCCGAGGACUCACAGGGACUCUGCACAUGCUGCACACCCCUUAGUAGUCAUCCGCGUAGGUAACACUGACACACGUUUUGUGUUCAGACGCCAAAGUUAACUGAUUGAAACGUUGAUUCACUUUUUUUUAUUAAGUUCUCUAGAGCUGCGCAACUGGUGUUUUGAUUUGUUGUGUUUUUUAGUUUGGGGGUCUCUUCGUUUUCCUCAACAUGAUGUUUCUGCAUUCAUCUCUUCUUUAAAUUGAAGACCACAUAAUUUAUUUCCUAUAAAUUAAAGUCUUAAAUGUGAAACCAAGAAAUGUAAUCAAGCAGUAAAACAUUCUCUGAAUGUAGACCAUGAUCUCAAGUUGUUCUAUUAUUUUUCCCCAAAGGUGGAAAAUAGACUUCUACAUAGGAAAGCUAAAAUACCUUAACAUGUUAAAUUAAUUAAAAGUUUAACAUUAUCAGAAUGCAGUCCAAAGAGUAAUCAGGUUACAUAAUUACUUUUAAUUAAUUAAAUCUCAGAUUGUCUCCUGAAUUACAGUUUAUGACGUGUAUUGUUUCUUCUUAAACAAAACUGCUGACAGCUGAUCGGCGGAGUCCUGCAGCUAUGCAACUUUUAAAAAACACAGUUACGAGUCUUGAGUGCUGCCAGCUACAAUAACUCUGUUGUAACGGGUAUUUUUGUUUGUUCUUCCCAUGUAAUUAUUUUAUUGUGCUUUGCAUCUCCAGGCAGUUUUCCCACAUUUGGGUAAAAUGCUUUAGCAGGUUGUAAGCUUAAUAACUUGUGAAAAGGGUAAAAUAAAAUUUUCUUGAGUGGAACUUGGAAUAAUUUGAGGGACUUUUAUAUACUUUUAAAAAUCAGAAUUUAAUUAGGAUGCCAGAUUUAUAGCAAUUUGCAUCUUUAGUUUUCCAGAUAAUCUGGAGGUUAGCGUUUGAUAAAUGAUUUUUAAAGCAAAUAUGAAGAUUUUGUUAACUUAUAAUUUAUUAAUGUGUUAUUACUGUAAUUGAAAAUGUUAUAGAACUUUUAAAUUUCAGUCUUGUGUAGAAAGAAAUGUAUUAAGCAAAAUUAUGUGAAUAAAUAUUCCCACAAAAUA